AUGUCUACGAUGCUCGACGUAAGCGACGUUCAACCGCCUACCUACGAUGACACUGUCAAUGAAUCGAGGGUCCAACUAAGCUGCGGCGAAACGCCCACGCUAUUCCUCGAUCGAACGAUCAUUUUCGCCAACACAGAUCCGCCACGUCCGCUCUACGAAGUCAGCAACAACGUGUGCGAAGCAAGGUUUCUGGUCUAUGGCGUUCAAAAAAUAGCUUAUCGGGUCACGUCGUCCGCCAACGGAGACAAGAUCAGGACAAGACUCGACCAUAUCUACGAUUUCUCACUGGAUUCACUUGCACUCGGUGAAGUCGUGAGCAUCGAGGGCAAAAUGAGCUCCAAGCGGACCGUCAAGGAGACCAGUAUGGAACCAGGCAUUUCCUCGUGGAGGGUCAAAGAUCACUUUAAAGUUGGUGAGGGUGCGGUACACCAGCUCAAGCAUGCCGACGAGGUCCACUGGAAGAACAUGAAGGGCGAGGUGAUCGCCGUCGAAACCGUCGCGAAACGAGACAAGCAGAAGUCUUUAAUUGGGUUUCCGAAACUCGAGAUCAAGAUUGCUAUGGAAGACAAGGAGUUGGAUCUUCUGGUGACAUGCUGGAUGGCGAGAGUGUGGCGCCAGUCGGCAGGUGAAGUGAAAGAGCCAAUGACUUGGCAAGACUUCAAGACGAUCUCCAAGAUUGCCCUCAACAACAAUAGGUGGGGAUUUUGGUAG
Colletotrichum karsti is the source of this 711-nucleotide messenger RNA. RefSeq lists its product as uncharacterized. The record is from RefSeq and is a predicted model, not a curated record. Lineage: Eukaryota; Fungi; Ascomycota; Sordariomycetes; Glomerellales; Glomerellaceae. The coding region runs from base 1 to 711 and encodes 236 amino acids. The transcript is spliced from 2 exons.